Vidua chalybeata is the source of this 7217-nucleotide messenger RNA. RefSeq lists its product as uncharacterized. The transcript is spliced from 8 exons. The coding region runs from base 2457 to 5468 and encodes 1003 amino acids. The record is from RefSeq and is a predicted model, not a curated record. Gene Ontology annotation, cellular component: chromosome, centromeric region. Lineage: Eukaryota; Metazoa; Chordata; Aves; Passeriformes; Viduidae.
CCUUUCUCGUUUAUUCUAUGGCAAAAGGAGUGCUAAGCUUAGCACUUCCCCACCUUUCAUUCCAGCUGAGGAACUUGUAAUUAAGUUGGAUUUGAUUUCUGAGAGCAUCCUCCAUGCAGGCAUCAUGGCAAACAUGUCAAAAAUAGAGCUGCUGCUUGUUUGCUCUGAGAAACACAGAUCUAAUGCCUGCCAGGCAUAACUCCACCAGUUGCACCCACCCAGGGCUUAUCUGCUGCUGUGGCAAGUGAGAGGGAAAAGUGCCCUUCACAAAGCAAACAUAGCCAUGUCAGGACUGACCCUAAAUCCUGCUAAUCCAACCCCUCUCCUGUUAUGUGGCAAAAGGGAUACCCUAAUGAAGAAAGGGACUUUCCUGAAAUGAGUCUGGCCCCUAGUCCUCGGGUGAGCUCAUCCCUGUCAUUUCCCCCAAAGCAAGAAAUGCUUCUGUAUAAGUUCAAGGCAGGGAAGGCCACUGUGUUUGUUCUUUUCCCUGGUAAAAAUAAAUAACAUUCAUUAGUGCAUGCCCACAGAAGAGAUGGGGGAACUGUGCCAGCAGGCAUCAAGCUUUGUCAGUAUAUUUCUCUGUUCUCCAGCUCAGGACCUUCUUGAGCGAAAAGUGUUGCCUUGGCAAUUAAUAGCUCUUGUUUGUUUUUAACUUCUACAAAUUUGUCCAAUCACUUUCAGAAUAAGUGAAACCAAAAUUUUGAGUAAUGACAUUAGCAAUAUCUCCUGGCAAAGAUUUACACUGUUUCAAUAGAGCUGUGUGGGAAAGCAUCUCUGGUUUUAAGAAGUCAACUGUUAAUUUAAUUUACUGACUGGUAUGCUUAAUAAACUUAGUAGAGAAAAUUUAGGCCCCCAAACUGUGGUGUCUGUCACACAUGGAUCAUAGAGUGUACCUUAGAGGAUACUUACAUCUUUUCCCAUACCCAUAGAACUAGUAUUUAAUGGCAGUCUGUUUCCCUAGAGCAAGAAAUAAAGCUACAGGUAGGUCUGUGUGCCUGCAGAAUUGUUACCCACUGCACGUCUAAUUUUCAGGAUAGGUAUGGAGGGUGUUUUGUCAAUCUGCUACUUAAUUAGGUUGGAAUGAAUAAAUAUAUUUAACAACUGUCAUUAUCUAAUGCUCAUAUAUUUAAUAAUUGUCAUGAUCUAAUGCUCAUCUGCUAAUGUAUUAACAAAUACCUCAUAAAAUAGGAGUAGGGUUUAGGACUCUUUUUCUGUGGCAGAAGGUAUGAUGUUCAGGUGUUACAAAGAUAAAUUACUUGUCAGUAGAACUGCCUUGCUGAGGUUUAGAGCUUGGAAUGUUUCAAUAAUCUCAGCUCCAGAGGGACGUUAACAAACUUUGGGAGAAGGAUGUACUAGUGAUAGUGGAAAGAAAGAAUGCAGAAUUUACAAGCCACAAGGACAUUUGGCAGAACUCCCAAGAUACGGAAGAAACUAACAAAACCAACUCAGUAAUUCUGCUGAAGUCAGCCCCAAGUACAUAGAAGGUAAUUCUGGCCAGGGGAGAUUGUGACCACGAAAUUCACCAACUCGAAAGAAGAGGGACUGAGCAUGUAGACUGUAAUAGUAGAUAGGAUACUAAUUAAUCAGAGAAUUAUGUAACUUGUAGACAAUUAAUAUCAAUGCCUUUGUUUACUAAAAUGUAUGAAUAGCAAUAGUUUUUGGUAGUCAUUGUGCUGGCUUAGUGGAUUUGACACCCAGCAGUCUAUUUUGUGCAGAAUUGUACAAAAAUCAAAUACCUCACCUCUCUGUGGGGAUCGGCCUCUAAAAGAACCCGUUUUGGGAAAACAGACAUGUUUUCAGCAGCUUUACUCCCUUGGUACCUCCACUGUAAAUUGAUUUUCAAAAUAUUUGGCUGCUUUUCCUGUAUGUGUAAUUUCCUUAAAACAUUUAACAUCUUCACACCACCACACGUAAUGUCAACUUCUUGAAGGCAAAUUCAAGGGUGUCUGGAAAACAAUGCAUUAACUCGGACUGAAGUGUGAAGUAUGUAUGAAUAAAAGUAAUUCCUUUUAACGGUCACAUUUAACUGUCUUUGUCACAGCUGAAAACUAAAAACCCUAAUUUUUGGGUGGCGUACGUUCUUCAGAAGAGCCCUCGGCCUUUUUUGAGGCAUUCCAGGAGCGGUUUAGCACUGUGGGGCUGGGGGCCGGUGGCGGCAGCAGCGCCUCACCGUUGGUCGCUUCCAGCCCGAAGGCAGCGGCGAGGGCGCACAGGCGGCGCCGCUCUCCGCCGCCGGCCCGCGGGGCGGGGAGAGGGGCGGGCCGCCCGCCGGAUGCGGCAUUCGAAAGUCGCUUGGCGGGGGGCGCUUCCUUUCCCCCUCUUCCUCCGCCGGGGGUCCGGCGGGGCCGUGCCGGGCCGCGACGCCGCUUCUCGGGGCAAGUACGAGCCUUGGCCGGUAAGGACUUACGGAAGGGAAAUACGGGUGCGGACUCUGCUCGGUGUCGCUCUCUUCAGUGAUGGCAGCGUGGGAGGCCGCCGAAAUGUCCUUCUUCAGUCUGAGCGACGUGAGAGAGCGGAUGCGGGAGAAGAAAAAGGGUGCCUUGAGGACUGCGAAAUUGAAUGCCUCGCUUGCAUCCAAAAUCAAAACGAAGAACAUCAACAACUCCUCCACUAUGAAAGUCUCUCUAAAGCAGAACAAUAAAGCAUUGGCUCUGGCCCUCAAUGCACAGAAAGCCAAUGCACAGCGGCUCACUCAGGAGAAGACCAUUUUACAGAAGGAGGUGAAGCAGUGCCACUUCCAGAACGCUGUGCUGCGGCACAGGCUCUCCUUCCUGAAUGAUAUGUUGAAAAAAAUGGACAAUCUUAUGGCUGCAGUUAAGAUGGCUGAGCUGUCUGAGUUCCAUACAAAUUCUGCAUCCUUGUCCACUGGCCAGAAGAGCAUCAUGACUGAAGAUAGCUGGGCUGAUGAUAUUGUAGAUGGUCAGCUUCUAAGGGUUACACAGAUACCGAUGAGAGUGCCCAUUUCCAAGCUGCAUGAUGCAGAGCAGCAAGCUGGCAGCUCCACAGCACUAUGGACAUCCUCAGGAGAACUUCAGAGACCUGCUUCUAAUGCAGGAGAACUUCAGAGACCUGCUUCUAAUGAGGCCCUGAAAAUUGUGCCUGUUGCCUCCAAAGAUACUUUGCCACCACAGCACAAUGAGAAGCCUCAGUUCCACCAGGAAGAGAAUGGCAAAAAGGUGACUGAAGCAAUGGCAACAGAGGGGGCUUUUAAUGACUCUCACAUCUUUGGAGCAGAGGUCUUGUGCAGCACUGAACAAAAUCCCAACAAUUUGCCAACACUUGGAUUGGAAAGUCAUACUCUUUCAUAUGAGGCUGAUGAGAUGGCAAAACAUUUAUUUGAUCGUCUCUCACAAGGGCACAUUACUCAGAGGAGAAAGCGUUCCACCCUCUUUGCUACAAGCACUCCAUCUUCUGCUCUGGAUAUCUUCCCACAUGUCAGUUCCACUCAGGCAGCUUGGGGUAGUACUGCACAGGACAACAGCAGCUCCAGCAAGAACAACACACAGCAACAGCUGCGAUCUCCCAGCCCCCUGGCUUCACCUGCUCAAACUGCUGUUAUUUCUCAUAGAAACUCUCUGGGUAAAGAGACCUUUUGUGAACAGCCACAGACAAAAGAAAUGGGGUGUGGUGUUGAAACGGACCCUAGCAAUAGCCAAGUCCCUGAGUUUGUUCCUGUAAUGGUUAAAAGGAAAGGUAAGUGUAAAACCAGAGAGAAAAAGACUGUUAAAAAAGCAAGAACAGGAAAAAAGAAAACAACUGCAGAAAGUUUGCAGAAAACAAACAAUGCAGAAAGUAGUCCUGAUAGAUCUCAAGGUGAAGAGUGUGCUCAAAACACAAAGAAGCUUCUUCAGCCACAAGUUGCAACAUGUUCUAGUGAGACUGAAAUCUGUGAGAUGGGGUGGAAGGCAUUUGAGGAGGCUUUUGACAAGAGGAAUAGAGACUGUGGAGAGCACCAUUCCCACUCUCCUGAUGGAGUCCAAGACUUUGGAAGUACAUAUGAGGGGAAUCCAGCACAGCUGCAGAGUCUUGAAAGUGUUGACUUAAUGCAACAGGUUAAGAAGGGACCUGUCUUUGACAUGCAAAAUGGAGUGUUGCUAAAACCCCCAGUUCAUACCUUCUCAAGUCAUGAAGUUCCCUCAGGUGAUUCCAGUCUACAGAAUUCUACAAAAUUCUCAAGUGUGAGCAGAAAGAGCAUCAGACAGAAAGCCAGCAGAAAAACUAGAGUAAUUAGGCAAAGCAAUGAUUCUGAUGAGGAAUAUCUGCCAAACACUGUGAUAAUUGCAGAGUCCAAAGCUGAAGAAUGGCCUAAAAGAAGCCAAACAAGCAGGAAGAAUACUGUCAGGAAUAGCAAUUGUGAUCAGAGAAAUGAAGUUAAUGUUUUUAGGCCCUGCAUAGAUGUUCAAAUAGUAGCUAAUGAGAGCACAAAGGAUUUGCCAGGUAAUCUAAAACAGCGCAGGGAAACAUAUAUUGUCCAUCCUUUGGAUCUUGCAGGAAAUGUGGGUUGUUUCCAGACGGAAUCUGAAGGGAGUGAAAAUGUACCUCCCAAGUCUGUUCCUGGGAGCAAAGUGAGCAAAAUCCCCAGAAGUGUUAAGAGCAAUCAAAAGAGGAAUAAGAAACAGACAGGGGGCCUUCAAGAAAAAGGGCAAGGUGAAGUUGACCACAACAUGAAUGCUUUGAAAAAAGAAGCCUCUUGCAAACCCAGGCCUCAGAUGAAAAGGAGCAACUCUCAACCUCCAGAGACCGAUUCCCUGGCCAGAAAAAGUGAUGGUGCCAAGGUUCUCAUUGGAAGUUCCACAGAACAUGCAUCCAAGCAGACUGUCCUGAUGGGGAAGUUUUCCUGCAUUAGCCAUCUGCUGUCUGAGCCGGAUGAUUUCCUGGAGGAGCAGCUACCUGAGACGUCACUUGCAGAUAGUCUUACAGACCUUUCACACAGUCUUGAAUCCUCCCAUGUGAGCAGUUCUGCAGUUUUGCCUGUCAGCUCCAGACUUACAGAAGUACCAGUUUCCAAGAGCUUAAGUACUGAGGGCAACAGAUUGCCAGCAAAACCCCCUGUUUGGUUGAAAAAAUCCCUGAUAUUUAAUGAAAAGACUGCAGAGGAAAUACCUGGGGAAAGGAGCCAAGUCCAGUCAAGUUCUUGGAGCUCACCUUCACAGGAACCUGAUAUCAGGCCACUACAGGACUUGAACAAUGCCAGGGUUCUGUCUCACUCCAGCUCAGAGGAAACAUCAGAGUGCUCAUCCAGGCGGAAACGGAAGCCAGCCUGCUACAAAGAGCCACCAAUCAAUAGGAAACUGAGGCAGGGUGACCCAUUUACAGACACCGAGUUCCUCCACUCUUCUCUCUACCAAAAAAAAAAGAAGCCUGUCAAAGCCAAGAGAAUGACCAAGAAGAUGAAAGAGAACAAAGAAUGGCUUUCUGAAGGAUAUCUCAGUCCCAACGCACAAGCUGAUAACAACAGAAAGGAUUAGAAUAGUGGUUGAAAGCAGCCCCCAAGCUCCUAGAAGCUCAUGCAUUUAGCUGCAAGGCUACAGCUUUGAACACAGAGGCCCAAGCAAAAAUGGAGGUGGCUGACCAAGCAGCUGAACUAUUCCAACUAAGGCAACCCAAGGACCAAUUUGACAAACUGAGCCUUGUGCCAUGGGUUUCUUCUGUUUUCAAAUCUUUGGGACUUGUGGGGUGGGGAAAGUGGUUGACACAAAUUGAUGGAUGUCUGUUUUGAUGAUGGGCAUGGCCCUUAUGUGCUGUGUGACUAGCCCCUAGCUAUCUUCUGCUUUCUUCCUGUUCUCUUCCCAUCUGCCAUGUAAAGCUCCCUGCAGCAGAAGAUGAGCUCUAUACCAACCAACAUUAAGGAAUAUUUGAAACACAGGGUGCUUAGGACCAGACCUAAAUGUGUCUUGUUUCAAACAUUGAGUAUUGCUAUAGGAAAGGUGAUUGGAGGAGAGGGUCCUUUGAGACAGAGCUGUUUAAAAACAUCUCCCCUUUUCCUAUCACUCCUUGCCCUUGUUAAAAAGUACCUCCUUCAGCCUUCUUGUAGCCCCUUGAGGAAGGUGCGAAAAGGUCUCCCUAGCACCUUCUGUUUUCCAGGCUGAACAACCUCAAUUCUCUCAGCCUGUCUUCAUAGGAGAGGUAUUUCAGCCCUCUGAUCAUCUUUGUGUUCCCCCUCUGGCUUUGCUCCAACAGGUCCAUAUCCCUCUUAAGUUGGGAAUCACAGAGCUGGACAACAGUACUCCAGAUGGAGUCAGUUGCAUUUAAGGAAAUCCUCUACUCUUCCAUUGCAGAACCCACUGGCUUCAAGCACUUGCUUUUUUUAGGGUUUACUGGUGUGACUUUGAAGGUUAUUGAUUCUAAAUGUUUGAGAGAAUGGUGGGGUCAAGAAGGGAUCACACCAGUAGUAAAAGGGAAGGAAAUAUGCCUGUUUGGAAGCAGGAAAAGUGUUUCCUCUUAGCAGCAGAACAGGGAGAGGGCUGCUCUUUUCUUCUGACCAUACUUGCUCUUUCUCCUCAGCACCAUCUAGCAGUUCAUGAGGAUAGGCUGGGUCUUGCUGUACUCUCUGUGUUCAGAGGACUCCAGAAGAUGGAAACUUCAUUAGUAGAGAGGAAAAUAGUGUCAUUGACAGUCAGGUAAAUGCUACUACAUAGCUUACGUUUAAGCUGUACUGUUAAGCUAUUAAAACUAGGAAACAAAAAGCCUGAUACUCAAAAAUGCCCUCUUAAUUAUUUGUUCAGUUUUCUGGAAAUUACCAAGCUUUCUCUGGCAUUCUGUAACUCUGGAAGUCAGGUAGGAGCUAGUAAAUAAUGCUUAUAACACUUGUUACAAGUGCUGUUGUAUUAGAACCUGCCUGUGUUGACCCACUGAUGUCAGAAGCCAGGCAGGAACAUAGAUCUCUUAAGUGUUCCCAGUAAUUGUUUUCAUUGCCUUUAUGGGUCAGAAAUGGGACUUUUUCCUGCUGCAUUUAUGUGCUUGUGCUAAUAACAGAAUAGUAGAUUGUAUUCAUUGACAUUCAAGGUACAGAAACAGCUGCUAGCAGUUACAGAGCUGUGCUUCAAACACAUGGUAAUACUAGCUCCUUUAGUCUAUUGGUAUCUCUGUCCUAAUCACCACCUCUAGCAGUCAGCUGGAGGGAGAGUGUUUGUUCAUGUGUAACCAGUUUCUCUUUUGCUGAACAAUGAUGUAUCAGUUUGUAUUAUUCCCCAAAUAAAAUUUCAAUGCAAGUGGUA